AAAAUCUUUGUCUCUUCUUCCUUCCAAAAAUCGAAAUGGCAGAAAAAGCUUCAGUCGAUACCCAAAACCAUUUUGAACUCAAUAACAUCUCUAUUAUUAACCCCGUGGACUCCAUUUAUCCAAGAGCAAAUGAUGAAAUCCCCACCUUCGAUUACUCUAUGCUUUGCUCUGAAGAUCCUGAAACAAGGUCUAAAACCCUCAUUGACCUCGACAAAGCAUUGACGGAGUAUGCCUGCUUCAAUUUGGUAAAUCAUGACUUACCAGAUAAAAUAAUUGAAGAUGCACUCAAAGGAAUUUCUGAUUUUUAUGAUCUGACUGAAGAAGAAAGAAAGGAGUAUCAGACAACGGAUCCAACGGAUAAGAUUAGAAGGUGCCUUUUCACCACUAAUGGUGAAAACAGAGAAUAUCUGACGGUGGUCACACACCCUCAGUUUCAUUGUCCAACAAAACCA
This is a messenger RNA of Jatropha curcas, 452 nucleotides long. NCBI's taxonomy places the organism in Eukaryota, Viridiplantae, Streptophyta, Magnoliopsida, Malpighiales, Euphorbiaceae. The record is from RefSeq and is a predicted model, not a curated record.